Folsomia candida is the source of this 1521-nucleotide messenger RNA. It is a transcript of the gene mRpS9, whose product is annotated as 28S ribosomal protein S9, mitochondrial. The transcript is spliced from 7 exons. Gene Ontology annotation, cellular component: ribosome; mitochondrial small ribosomal subunit. Gene Ontology annotation, molecular function: structural constituent of ribosome; RNA binding. NCBI's taxonomy places the organism in Eukaryota, Metazoa, Arthropoda, Collembola, Entomobryomorpha, Isotomidae. The record is from RefSeq and is a predicted model, not a curated record. Gene Ontology annotation, biological process: translation. Bases 137 to 1378 code for a protein of 413 amino acids.
UACAAACUUUACAAGCCGAAUUUACAAAGUUGCACAUUCUGUAAUUGAAUUGAAUAGUUUUUCAUAGAUAACAAAAAUUCCUAAAAUGGUUUAAACUUGAUAAUCUCUUCACUAGUAGUAAUACUGUUUAAUCAUCAUGGCUUCGUCAAAAGUCUUUUUCAAUAUUUUCCUAAAAACUAGUACUAAUACCGGCCAAUUUUUACCAUCAUGUGGCAUAAUUCCUAAAAGAAUUCACACAAAGACCACUCUUCGGGCACCCCCACUACCAACAGAGCUCGCUCCUCAGUCCUCUGAUGUCGAUGAAGCUGCUGAGGCGAAUGGCGAAGGGACUGACACCAUCAGUAAAGCGAUGCACUCUUAUAUCCAAAGGGCGAAGGAACAUCAGGAGUUCAUGGAUAAGGAAGAAAAAGAGUUUGUCUUUGGAAGAAGACAUUUAGCAAAUAUGAUGGGCAAAGACCCAGAGACGUUUUCGCAAGCAGAUAUAAAUGAAGCAAUUCGAUAUCUCUUUCCGUCUGGAUUGUUUGAACCAACAGCACGACCAAUGAUGCGACCCCCACAAGAAAUUUAUCCUAAACAAAAAGCUGCUCAGUUUGACAUGUCGGGUCGACCCCAUCACCCAUUUUUCUACACAGCCAAUCCAAAUUUCUUCUAUUUAAUGCAUGAAAUGGUCAGCAAAAUUAAUAAAAUGAAUGCCAGUGCUGGAGGACUUUUAGUAUCUGACAACAAUACUAAUGUAGCCUUUGCGGGGUCAGUUUGGUUACCCAAGCACGAGUUGGAACAAAGAUUAAUGGAAACAUUGUCUGAUAAGCAGUACACAGAAUGGAUUUCUUGUUUGGAAAGGAUAGCACAACAUCCUGAAUUUGAAAAGGAACUGGCCUUUCUAAAAGGAUAUCGAAAAGAAUUAACCAAACAAACAAAGGUCGACGAAUUACCAUCUGUGACCUUAGAACCUGAUGGAAGAAAAAGUUGUUUUAUUCCAGUGUGCAUGAAGAAAUCUGCUCGAGGCGAAGUGAAGGUGACCCUUCCAGGGACGGGUCGCUUUAACAUCAACAACGGCCAAGGGCUAGAAUACUUUACAAUGACCCAGUCGAGGGAAGUGGUCCUCACCCCUCUCCAGCUAGCCGGCUGGUUGGGAAAGGUCGACGUGGACGCUUACGUUCAAGGGGGCACGGAAUUCGCAGAGCAUCAAUCAUAUGGUGGAGAAGCGUCUCGAGCAGCUUGUCUACGGUGGGGAAUUUCGACAGCGAUUGCAGCCUUAGGUGCGGACGCAGAGAGGUUGAGAUUGGCCGGUUUGUUGGUUCGAGACCAUAGACAACGCGAGAGGCAAAAGUGUGGUCAUGAUGGUGCAAGAGCGAAAUGGACGUGGAAGAAACGAUAAAAUUUUUGAACUGCAACAUUUUAGUCACAUAUAUCUAGUUAAGUAUUAUUGUUUUGUUAUACAUAUAUAUUCAUAGUUUGUUGUUUGUUAACCUUCAGUCGAGUUGCAAAAUAAAACGGCGUGCUCAAGAUUAAAUUAAAUAA